AUAGCACGUUAAGGCAGCACUGGGCCUGUAUCUUCUCUGACUACUUCCUGUAAGGGAAGCUCAGUCAGCUGUUACAAUCUGAAAGGCGAGUAGAGGCAUCACAGGCGAGGAGAAGCACACAACAAGAGCUAAAAUGUCCAGUUUUUCCAACAACUUUAGCGGUUACACGAUGACUCAACUCAACGAAAUUCUGGAGGACGACGAAAAACUCACAAAAAUGGUACAGGAGAUGGAUGAGAUGCAUGAAGUCCAGCAGAGUAAGGAGAUGACAUUGGUCAACAACCGGACCCUGGCAGAGCAAAACCUUGCCCUGCAACCCAGAUUGGAGCACAAGAAACAACAGCUCAGCAAGCGUUACAGCUGUCUUCAGGAGAACUUUGAGUCCUUUCAGCUUCGCAAGUCCACCCUAGACCACAAGUCAGGAAACACCUCCCUGGACACUUUGCUGGCCCUACUGCAGGCGGAGGGAGCCAAAAUAGAAGAGGAGACAGAGAAUAUGGCCGAUUCGUUCCUGGAUGGCGACAUGACCCUGGAUUCCUUCAUUGAUGCCUAUCAGAGCAAUAGGAAGCUGGCCCACUUGAGAAGGGUGAAGAUCGAGAAGCUGCAAGAGAUGGUGCUGAAUGGCCAGCAUCUGCCCCAGGCGUCGGUCCCUAGCUCCCGAUCUCAGGAUGUGUCGGCAGCAGCCAGACCCUCAUCCUCCUCCCUCCUCACUGAGGCCAACACCAGCGCUUCCCCUGUCGCCCAGCCGAGGAGGAAACCCCCACCUCCUCCAUCCCAGCCAGCCCCAAUUCUAAAUCCAGCUCCAGCUCCAACCGCUGCCCCCCAGCCUCCGGUCUUCUACUCAGCAUCGCCAUACCCGCCAAUUCCUCCCAGAACAGGCCAACCUUUCCCCAACGUCUCCUCUGGCUACCCCAACCACUUCCUAUCUCAGUACCCCCCAGCCUUGCCUCAGAGGCCCCCACCUCGUAUGGCCCCGCAGCCUGGCUUCAUCAUGCAGUAAUGAAAGCAGUUGCCACUCACAGGUGUCGUGGACUUUUCACUACUGGAACUCGUCUGAGAACUAUUUUUCUACGUUGUCGGCCUUCUUGGAAUACAACCAAUCACAUCGCAAGAAGGCAGACCUGCACUGGCUGGUCUGCUCACGUUCAGAUGAAGCAGAUCUCCAAUAAUCUCUGUGGAUUGGCGCUCACCUCUCACUCCCAUCAACACUCCCAACAAAAAAAGACGUGACGAGAUCAGCCUCGACUCUCGCUAGCCUGAGUCCCUUCAGUGGAAGGGCCCAAUGCAGACUGUAAUGAAACAAGUGUCAGUCUAUGGGUCACUGAGCUGGUACUUGUCAUUUAUCAGCACUUUCUGUCUCCUGGCUGUGCCCUCAGCUCUGCAUGCCCAUUAGUUUUCAGUCUCUCACCUCCCUUCAAACAUGUUCCUCAAGCUUUUGUGGGACACUUAAGUCAUUCCAAAAAGGGUUUGAUUAGUAAUUUCCAUCUGCAGCAUACUAAUUUACUGGUUAUGUAUAUGCAAGCAAAGAGAGACCCAAAUUACUGUGCAGUUUUGAUGAAAAUAGAAUUUCCCAGAAUAUAUUCAGGCGAAACUGCAUCUAUGCUGUGAUUAUUAUUUUUUUAAUAUAUAUAAAAAUUCACAAGGUACAUUUUUUUUUAUGAUAUAGUACUAAUGGAGUUAUGUUAAUAAUAGCCAGGACAGACUGAUUAACAUGUGUAAAGGAGGAUUUUGGUUGGUGUAUCUCUUCUUCAAUAUGUGGGUGUGUCUCGAGAGUCCAGACCUGCCUGGUUCAAGAUGGCUGACUGUUGUACUUGGUCCAUCUCAGGGCAGAAGUCAAAAGGGAGUUGAGGAGAGAACUGGUGGCUGAGCUAGUGUAACAAAUGACCAGGCCUGUAGGGCCUUGCCUGAAAUGAAGGAUUUAUGUAUAGCCAUACAGUACACUUCUGAUGUGUGUUGUUUUCUGUGGGUUCUUGUUGUAAUGCAACACUCCUUUAUGAUGUCCAUUGUCUUUAACACCCUCAGUUGGGAUUGGAGAUGAUGCCAACAGUUCCUUGGAUCUCAUACAUAUGGUCCUGUUCAGUUUUCUGUCACACUGAGCACCAAAGACUUCCAACAUCACUCGGUGUUCAAACUUUUUUGCUACAGUCAAUUUUAUUUUAUUUUUUUAAUGUAAGUGAAACAUUUAGUGAGGUAAUCUACCAUUGUUCCCAGCAUAUCUGUUUGUGAUGUUGAGCUGAAACACUUUUUGUAAAAAUGCAAGCCAGAUUUCUUCAAGAGGAACUUGCAAGGUCAACCCGGCUUUGGGAGGAAAUGUUUUCUGGUGCGUUAGAAAUUCACUUUUUUCCUUCCGACUGCUGUCGCUGUGCACUGUUGAAGAGCCACGAGUGCCUACACUUGAAGUGACGUUGAUCACAUCCUGCUGACAACUCCAUGUUUCUCUAUGCUCAGCUGUAGAAGUUAGAAUCCCCUCCCCAACCCUUCAAAGAAAAAACUGGCCAAGCAUUUGGUGUCCUCCUGCUACUGAUUUCAUGUUCCACCAGAAGGCAGAAAAAGGCAGUGUCUGACUGUCGGUCUGUCAGGCUUUGCUUUCUCAGUAGAAGCAGAAGGCCAGAAAAGAGUGACACUGAACAUGUGCCAGAGAGACAAGAGACGCCCUCAGGCUGUUUGCCUAGUGGUGCUUGUGCUUCUCUUCCAUUCUUCCUCCAUUGCAUUGAGGUUUGCCUGGGGUGAAUUUUAGAGAUUUUUGCAUGUGUUGUUGUUGCUGGGUUUUUUUUGUGUGUUUUUUUUUAAAUUGGUGAAAUAACAGGGCUCUGAAAUAUUUUGUGUCAUAUCUUGGUGAUAAUACUUCACGGCAAGGCAAAGAAGUGGACCACAGAAUGAACAAAGCAUACUCGUCAGCAGGCAAAACUACAGAAAUAGCAGAAGCUAAAGCAUCAACGUCUCGAUGAACCAGCAUUUCUAACAACUAACAAUGGAUAAUUCUUUUGUGCAUGGCCUUUGCUCUUUGUGUUCAGUCUGAAGAUUCCUCUUUAAUAUUUUUUUUUUUUUAGCUGUUGAGCUGCUUUUUACGUUUGAACUGAUCCUCUGUAUCCAUUCUUUUAUAUGUGGUUGGUGAGAUUUUCAGUGUAAUGUGGUAGGUAUUGACUUAUAAUGAAUGUUUAAGUGGAAUUUAAUGCUAUUUUCAAGUUCAAUAAAUCUCAAAUUUUUGUA
Siniperca chuatsi (mandarin fish) is the source of this 3210-nucleotide messenger RNA. It is a transcript of the gene vps37ba, whose product is annotated as VPS37B subunit of ESCRT-I a. The transcript is spliced from 4 exons. Gene Ontology annotation, biological process: protein targeting to membrane; ubiquitin-dependent protein catabolic process via the multivesicular body sorting pathway; protein targeting to vacuole. Lineage: Eukaryota; Metazoa; Chordata; Actinopteri; Centrarchiformes; Sinipercidae. The record is from RefSeq and is a predicted model, not a curated record. The coding region runs from base 134 to 1000 and encodes 288 amino acids. Gene Ontology annotation, cellular component: ESCRT I complex.